AUGAAGAAAUCUUGGGCGCUAAUCGAUGCAGCCUCGUGGGGUAUCGGCGCAGCCUUAUUGGUCUUAAUAUUGAUAGGUUCCAUCAGCGCAAACUCUGUAUCGGAGAAAGCAGAUGUGAAAGGGAUGAGCCAACUGUUGAACCGACCUUGUGAUGAAAUCUAUGUGGUAGGAGAAGGGGAGACCCUUCACACAAUCAGCGACAAGUGUGGCGACCCUUUCAUCCUUGAGCGCAACCCUCACAUCAAUGACCCUGAUGAUGUUUUCCCUGGCCUUGUUAUUAAAAUCAUUUCUUCACCUGCUAGAAAACUAUAG
Molecule: messenger RNA, 312 nt
Organism: Gossypium arboreum
Lineage: Eukaryota; Viridiplantae; Streptophyta; Magnoliopsida; Malvales; Malvaceae
Exons: 1
Coding region: 1-312 (103 amino acids)
Source: RefSeq, a predicted model, not a curated record